AUCUAACUGGCUUGGUACUGGUACAGAUCACAGAUCUAACUGGUCUGGUACUGGUUACAGAUCUAAGUGGCCUGGUACUGGUUACAGAUAUAACUGGCUUGGUACUGGUUACAGAUCUAACUGGCUUGGUACUGGUUACAAAUCUAACUGGCUUGAUACUGGUUACAGAUCUAACUGGCCUGGUACUGGUUACAGAUCUAACUGGCCUGGUACUGGUUACAGAUCUCACUGGCUUGGUUCUGGUUACAGAUCUAACUGGCCUGGUACUGGUUACAUAUCUAACUGGCCUGAUCUAAUUGGCCUGGUACUGGUUACAAAAUCUAACUGGCUUGAUACUGGUUACAGAUCUAACUGGCCUGGUACUGGUUUCAGAUUUAACUGGCUUGAUACUGGUUACAGACCUAACUGGCCUGGUACUGGUUACAGAUCUAACUGGCUUGGUACUGGUUACAGAUCUAACUGGCCUGGUACUGGUUUCAGAUUUAACUGGCUUGAUACUGGUUACAGACCUAACUGGCCUGGUACUGAUCUAACUGGCCUGGUACUGGNAUCUAACUGGCCUGGUAAUGGUUACAGAUCUAACUGGCCUGGUAAUGGUUACAGAUCUAACUGGCCUGGUAUUGGUUACAGAUCUGACUGGCUUGGUAAUGGUUACAGAUCUAACUGGCCUGGUAGUGGUUACAGAUCUGACUGGUCUGGUACUGGUUACAUAUCUAACUGGCCAG
Mizuhopecten yessoensis (Yesso scallop) is the source of this 725-nucleotide messenger RNA. RefSeq lists its product as uncharacterized. The transcript is spliced from 3 exons. The annotation marks the transcript as partial. NCBI's taxonomy places the organism in Eukaryota, Metazoa, Mollusca, Bivalvia, Pectinida, Pectinidae. The record is from RefSeq and is a predicted model, not a curated record.